Molecule: messenger RNA, 2649 nt
Organism: Lodderomyces pseudojiufengensis
Lineage: Eukaryota; Fungi; Ascomycota; Pichiomycetes; Serinales; Debaryomycetaceae
Product: protein phosphatase regulator
Exons: 1
Coding region: 1-2649 (882 amino acids)
Cellular component (GO): cytoplasm
Molecular function (GO): protein phosphatase regulator activity; protein phosphatase 1 binding
Source: RefSeq, a predicted model, not a curated record
AUGGGUGAAUCAAUCACUCAAAUUCCCAAUGGGAAUAACGCGUCUAAAGAGCCUCAAUCACAAAUAUCACAAAAAACUAUUAUACCACCUUAUAAACCUAAUAUUAUUACAUCUUUAGAUUGUAAAAUAUUACAGUAUGAAUAUGGAAUAUAUAAACUUAAAAAAUUUAUACAAUCAUUAAAAAGACUACAAACUUUAGAGAAUGAAUUACCUUUACUUCAUUAUAUUACUUUAUUAACUGGAAAUACAUUUGCAAUAAAUGAUAAAGCAUUUGAUUCAAAAUUUGAAAAAUUAUCACAUUUUCAUCCUGUAAAUGUUGGUGUAAUAAAUAUUUCAGUAACUGUUUCACAUAUACCUUAUGAUAUACCUGAUUUACCAAUUACUGCAUUAGAUGAAAUGCCUACAAUUGAACAAGCUCGUAAAUGUUUGAAACAAUUGGAAAAUUUAAGUAAUAUUUGUCUAAAUGGAUAUUUGAAAAGGUUAUCAUUAGCUAAAAUUGAUAAAUCCAAUAUUGUAAAAGAUUCAGUUUUAGAUUCAUAUUUUUCACAAUUAGGUAAUAUAAUAAGUCAUGAAAUUUUUCAUAAUGAUAUAGAUUUAGAAUUAAAUGAUUUAACUUUUUCUAUAUCUAAUGAAGAACAAAAUAAUCAAAAUUAUCAAGAAGCUUCAUUAAUUGAUAUGGAUAUAAAGGAAUUAUUUAUAAUAAUAAAUCAAAUUGAAAUCCUGUUAAGCAAACUCAAACCAUUAAUAAAUCAAUUAAAAAAACCAGAUGUAAAAGAUCCAUAUGCCAUUCAUAAAAUAUUUUUAAUAACUCAAAGAUUAAAUGAUAUAUAUACAAUAAUCAGAAGAUUUGGUAGAAAAAUUUAUUUAUCAAAUCAUCAACAUUUACUUGAUUCAAAAUUUUUAUUUCAUUCUCAUAAUUCUGCAUUUUUUAAAACAACAAUUUUAAGAUCAAUGGAUGAAUAUUAUAAUUCAAUGAAAAAAAAUGGUACUUUAAUUGCUAAUAUAACAAGAUUAAUCCGUCAAGAUUCAAAAUUUGAAAGUAAUAAUAAAAAUAUUUUAAAUCAUAUAAAUUUUGCAAGUCAAGGUUUAAAUGUUAUUGAAAAAUCUUUAACUAUAUUAAAAGAAUUUGGAUUAAAUUGGAUUAUUUCAGAAAGAAAGUUUAGAAGUAUUUAUCAUUUACCUAUGUCUAAUCUUGAUAAAAUAUAUCAUUCUAUACCUGAAUUUAAAGAAAAACAACAACAACCAUCACAGCAACAGCAACAGAAUAAAAAAACAAAUGGAUCUUUAAAUAGUCAGUUGAAAAAAUUGGAUGUAAAUGAGACAGUAAGAAGAUCUAGAUCAUCAUCAACAUCAAGUGUUAAUAGUAAUGGUAGUAAUUCAUCAUCAGUGCUUUCAAGAAAAAAUUCAUUAACUUCACCAAAUAAAACAGCAACAAGACCAAGACCAAAUUCAAUGUUAUUUAUGCAACAAAAUGCAGCAGCAAAUCAAGAUGAUAAAAAUGAAACAACUUUAAAAUCACCAAAUGGUAAAAUUAAUCAAUCAAUUACAUCACCUCAAACUCGUAAAAGAUCAAAUUCACAACCUAAAGAUAAUGGAUCAUUAGCAACUUCAGGUGCUGUUGCUGCAUUAACUAAAAAUGGUAACAAAUCAUCACCACAAAAGCAACAAGUUAAAGCAGAAUCAAUUGAUCAAAAUCUAGAUACUAAAUCAUCAAAUCCGGAAGAUGAGAAGAAGAAUCAACCAAGUAAAUUAACUAAAAAAUUAAUGGCUGUUGAAGAAGAAGAAAUAAUUGAAGCUAUACCGCCAAAUUCAAAAUUAUCAGCUUCUCAAAGAUUUCAGGAACAUGUUAAAAAUGCAGCUAAAACUGGUGAUUUAGUAACUCAACAAAAAGAAACAUUAACAACUGUAACAUAUGAUCCAAAUAAUCCAUCAAAAUUACAAAGAAGAAAAUAUGUUGAUGUACCUAAACAAAAUGAUAAUGAUACAAUUUCAGCAAAUACGCCUGUUCCACCAACAAAUCAAUCACAAUCUUCUACUUUAGGUAAUUAUGGACAACCAAUUAGAAAAACAAGAGAUUCGGUAACUAGACAAAACACUCAACGAAAUAGUCAUAUACCGGAUGAUGUUGCUAGUACUUCAACUACAUCUUCAUCAACACUAAGUGGAACUCCAGAACCAACAACACAAGAACAAAAUACAUCAAAUCAACAAACUAAUAUAAAUCAACCUAAGUCAAACACUAAAACAGCACCAAUAUCAACAAAUUUAUCUGAUUCAGAUACAACAUCAGUUGAAAUGACAACAACAACAACAACAAUUAUAAAAAAAGUAAGAUUUAUUGGAGUUCCAGAAUAUAAUGAAUCAGAAGAUGCACCAACAAAAUAUUCUCAUGCAAUUUUAAGAAAUUUUGCAGUAUUUAGAUCUCCAUCAAAAAUUGCAAAAAAUUAUUAUACAAAAAGUGAUCAAUUAUUAAAAGAAGAAAGUAUGUCAUUUAAAGCACAACAAGGAAAUGAUGAAUUAACUACUCCGGCAACUGCUAGUGCUAGUGCUACUCCGAAUCCUCUUGUUGUUACUGGAAUAAGUCCUGCUGAUUAUAUUCAACCUAAACCAAAAGGUAGAUUAUCUAAAUUUAGUUUUAAACUGCUGUGA